Messenger RNA from Akanthomyces muscarius, 1104 nucleotides. RefSeq lists its product as uncharacterized. The transcript has a single exon. Bases 1 to 1104 code for a protein of 367 amino acids. The record is from RefSeq and is a predicted model, not a curated record. Lineage: Eukaryota; Fungi; Ascomycota; Sordariomycetes; Hypocreales; Cordycipitaceae. Gene Ontology annotation, biological process: putrescine biosynthetic process. Gene Ontology annotation, molecular function: agmatine deiminase activity; protein-arginine deiminase activity.
AUGGCUCAUCUUGCAACCGCCGCCUUCUUCCGCCCCGCGGAAUGGGACAAGCAGUCCGGCGUCAUCAUGGCCUGGCCGGCCGCCGCCAACAACGCCUACCUCGACGACAAGCAGGGCCUCAAGGACGUGACCAAGGACAUCACCACCAUCGCCGAAGCUGUAGCGAUGUUUGAGCCCGUCACGCUCGUCGUCACACCGGAGCGUCUUAAAGACGCCGAGUCGCGCUUCAAGCGCGCCAAAAACAUCACGCUCCUCCCCGUCGACGGCUAUCCUAAGCUCGACCUGUGGAUGCGCGACAUGGCGCCAACUUUUGUAGUAAAUGACGACGACCGAGACGCCAAACUCCACGCCGUCGACUUCAACUUCAACGGGUGGGGAAACAAAUACCCCACGGGCACCAACAACUCACUCGCGGGAAUCAUUGCCGCCCUCAGGAACAUCCCCGCUGUCCAGUCGUGGCUCGUCACCGAGGGCGGCUCCCUGGAGGUCGACGGCGACGGCACGCUGCUCAUCACCGAGAGCUCCGUGCUCAUCGACAACCGCAACCCGGGCCGGGACAAGACGCAGGUUGAGGAGGAGAUCUACCGCACGCUCGGCGUGGAAAAGAUUAUAUGGCUGCCCGGCCGCCGCAACCUCGACAUCACCGACGGCCAUGUCGACGGCCUCGUGCGCUUCGUCGCGCCGGGCAAAGUACUCCUGAGCCGACCGAGCAGCACCGAGGAUGGCAGCGACGCGUUUGUGCAAAUGUACCAGGAGGCAUACGAUAUCCUCGCAAGCACGACUGAUGCGCGCGGGCGGCGGUUCCACAUCACAGAGGUCGGCGAGGCGGACCUGGGCAAGCUGGACAUUGGCCGGCGGGCGCGCAAGGAAAUUGAGAGCGGAAAGGAGGACUAUCCGUCGCUGACGUAUGUGAAUUACCUGGUGGUGAAUGAUGGCGUCAUUUUCCCACAGUUUGGCGAUAAAAAGUCAGACAAGGCCGCUCUCAAGAUUAUUCAAGACUUGUAUCCUCAGCGAGAGAUUGAGCCAGUGUACAUUUACGAGUUGCCCUUUUACGGCGGAGGGAUCCACUGCUCGACGCAGGAGAUUCCUGUUCCAAAAAAUUAA